AUGAAACAAAGUGGAGGAUAUCAAUCUGAUCAUUCUAAAGCUACAUUUUUUAAUGAUGGAAACCAUCUAUUUACACAAUAUGCGAAUGAUAAUUUGCAAUUUCAUGAUUAAGGAUGUUUUCAAAUGAAAUAUAUCAACAGGGUAACCUCAAUAAAUGUUCAUUGGGCAGAAGAUUAUCUAAAAAUCGUUGAAGAAGUAUAUAAAUCUGAAAAUAUUUAUUAGAAAUCUUCUAAAUUUAUUCAUAUUCAAAAUGCUUAUCUAAGACUAGUCAUGAAUUAAAAAAAUUAGUAAUUUGGUUUUAGAAUAAGUAAAAAUGGUCAUCAAGCCGAAUUUUAUGGUGGUAGCUUAGAAUUAAUCGAAAAGAUAAAAAAAUAUAUGAUCUAAUCAGAGUUUCAAAAGAAAUAUCAAAUAAUAGAAAAAAUUGGUAGUGGUAAUUUAUCAUCUGUAAAAUUUGUAAUUUAUCAUUAGGUCUAUAAAAUUUAGCAUAACAUAAGUGGAUAAAAGUUUGCUGCUAAAAUAGUAAAAAAAUCAACACUAGCAAGAUGUAGUAAAUUUGAAAAGGAUUAUUUUUUGAAUGAAAUAAAUAUCUUAAGAUUAAUAAAUCAUGAUAAUUUGUUAAAAUUAGAAGAAAUCCAUGAAGGAGAAUAAAACAUAUAUAUAAUUACUGAAUUAUUAGAAGGAGGUUCUAUAAAAGAUGAGAUUUUAAAUAAUCACUUCAAAGAAUAAGAAAUGAUAAAAGUCAUGCAUUCUCUAUUUAGUAGUUUAUAUGCACUUCAUAAAAAUAAUAUUUAUCAUAAUGAUAUUAGAUAUGAUAACAUCUUACUAAAAGAUCCAUAAGAUUUACAAACAGCUUGUUUUAUAAAUUAUGGAAAAGCUGUAUAAAUCCCUUCAAAAAAUUGUAAUCUUAAUUAAAAUAAUCAUUAAGAUUAAGAAAGGAUAAUUAAUUUAUGUCUAAAAAGGGACAUAUAUUCUUUGAGUACUAUUUUGUUAACAGUUUUUACAAAAAAAGUAUAUAACUUAAAUUAGGUAGUGGAUGAACUUUUAAUGAAAAAUUAUUAAUAUAUUACUCAAACAGAGUAUAUGGAAUUAUCUCUUCCACUUUAAAGAUUUUUUGAGAUGAUUUUUACAGACAAAUGUAAAAAAUAAAUUGAUAUUUUGACUUGUGAAAAGAUAUUAGGUUUAGAUAUAUUUAGAAUUAUACAAAAACCUAGAAGUUCUAAAAUUUUUCUCCCUUAAUAAUUAUUUCCCUAACUUCCAAGAAGAAUGAGCAAAUUUGUUCCAUGUUAAUCAGACAGAGAAAAAUUAGAUCAUUCAGAGGAUUCAGUUAAACUACCACCUAUAAAUCGAGAUGCUUCUACUUCUGCUGAAAAAAGUCUCUCUUCAAGUCCUAAAUCUUAAUGUCUUCUCUACAGUCAUCUGACUACAGUUAAGAAAAACAACAAUUUAAAAAUAAUAAAUAAAGUUAUUAAGUAAAAUGAUUUGUGA
Paramecium pentaurelia is the source of this 1485-nucleotide messenger RNA. The record is from the annotation of a GenBank genome assembly. NCBI's taxonomy places the organism in Eukaryota, Ciliophora, Oligohymenophorea, Peniculida, Parameciidae.